UCAAUUGUAUACAGAGAAUACACAUCAUGCCAGAGAAUAUGUAUACAUAGACAUUCUUUGAUCAUGCCUUUAGUUAUUAUAUGCGGUAUUCCAUGUAGUGGGAAAUCUGAGACUGCAAAAAAACUUAAUGAAUUUUUACAGUUAUCGAAUCGGAAGUCAAUUAUUAUUAGAGAUGACGAUAUUGCAACUGGAUUUCAAAGAAAUGAAGUUUAUGCAGAUGCGCGUAAGGAAAAAGAAUUCCGUGCCUCUCUUAAAUCAGAAGUGGAAAGGCAUUUGUCAAAGGAUACAGUUGUGAUCCUAGAUUCAAGUAACUACAUAAAAGGUUGUCGUUAUGAAUUAUACUGCUUAAGUAAAGCAUGUCAAACAACUCAAUGUGUUAUACUUUGUGACUUGCUUCCAUCUGACUGCUGGUCAUAUAAUGAAGAACGUGAACCUCACACACAGUAUGAAAAAGCUAUAUUUGAUGCUCUUGUCCAGAGGUUUGAAACUCCUGAUUCUAGGAAUAGAUGGGAUUCCCCUCUUUUUAUAGUCCAUAAAAAUGAAGAACUGCCUUUAAGUGAUAUAGAAAAUGCAUUAUUUGCACGAAAAGGAUUGUCACGAAAUUUAUCAACACAGUGUCAACCUUUAGAAUCAACAAAUUUUUUAUAUGAUCUGGAUAAAAAUACAACUAGUAUAGUAAAAGCAAUUCUUGAAGCUCAAAAGAUGCAUGGAGCAGGAGAUAUUAUUGUACCAGGAACAAAACAAAAGGUCUCAGUUGUAAAUCCAAUGACAACUGGUGAAUUGACAAGAAUUCGCCGCCAGUUUGUAUCUUACACUAAAAGUCAUCCAGUAAAAGACAGCAGCAAAAUUCCAGAUAUGUUUGUACAAUAUAUCAAUAAAAGUAUUCAAACUUAAAAUUA
Stegodyphus dumicola is the source of this 899-nucleotide messenger RNA. Its product is annotated as protein KTI12 homolog. The record is from RefSeq and is a predicted model, not a curated record. Lineage: Eukaryota; Metazoa; Arthropoda; Arachnida; Araneae; Eresidae.